Messenger RNA from Drosophila simulans, 1927 nucleotides. It is a transcript of the gene crc, whose product is annotated as activating transcription factor of chaperone. The record is from RefSeq and is a predicted model, not a curated record. Gene Ontology annotation, cellular component: nucleus. Gene Ontology annotation, molecular function: RNA polymerase II transcription regulatory region sequence-specific DNA binding; DNA-binding transcription activator activity, RNA polymerase II-specific. The coding region runs from base 311 to 1459 and encodes 382 amino acids. The transcript has 5 exons. Gene Ontology annotation, biological process: regulation of transcription by RNA polymerase II. Lineage: Eukaryota; Metazoa; Arthropoda; Insecta; Diptera; Drosophilidae.
UCUGGUAACACUGAUUCCAACACUCAUUAUCGUUCCAAAUGAAACGCAAAAAGGUUCAAUUUUUAUUUUCUUCCACGUUUUCGGCAUUUAUAUUAACGUAAAGAUGGCUCUAUAGUUUGCGCGCAAGCAAAAACAACCAGCACCUAGGUGCCCAAACACAACAAAAUGGAAACGUAUAAAAAUCAAAACGCCAUCAUGGCAUCUUCACAACAACAAAACACAGCGCGAAAACAAACAUUCUCAUUCUUCGGACCGGAUUUCAUACUUUCAAAACAAAAUAUAUCUUUGACCCCUGAUUUGAACUCUGAAUAUGGACGCAUCAUUUCACCAAACCAUGGAGAGCUUGCAGUUGCCCAAGGAGCUGUACUGGGACCUCAAGAUGGAGCCACAAUCCCCAACAUCGGUUUUGGGCUCCGAUCUGUUUCCGCUUACUGACUCAAGCGAUACGGAGUGGCUAUAUGACGAUAACUUUGCAAAUGGCAUUAUUCUUAUUGGCGAUGAUGAGGCUAUGACCCUGAAUGAAGCAGCCUCUCUCGAGUUACUUAGCGAUGAGGAGAUGGUUGUAGAGAUCUUUGACCUGAAAGAUGAAGAAUGUCUUUUGGACCAAAAGGCAACGUUGAACUGCAUCGAUUUUGAGAGUAACAGUUAUCAGCCCAACAUCAAUGUUAUAACUCAGGCCAUAGUACCCGAAAACAAAGUACAAUUCGCUGCAUCUUCAGACGCUGCUUCGCUUCUUUCUGCCGCCGAUUACCAGCUCAAUGAUGGUCCAUCACUUGUUCUACAGCAAUUAACGCCGCCGCAGUCUCCGCCUCAACAAUUCGAUAGUUACAAACAGACGGUCGAUGCACUGCCAAAACCCGUGCUCGUAAAGGCCGAGCAAAAGGUGCAAUGCUAUACUCCUGAUGUUACAAACGCAGUUUCUGCCACGACCUUUAACUUUAACAACUGGGUAGGCGGCAGCGAAAUUGCCCGCGAGAACCAACUGGUCGAUGAUAUCGUCAAUAUGCGUGCUAAGGAGCUCGAGUUCUCCACGAACUGGCAGCAGUUCAACGAGGACUGCGAGUCUCAGGCGUCUUCAUCUUUAGACAGCAGAAGCACAGAAAGCGGAGUGUGCAGCAGCAUCGCCGACGCCGACGAGGACUGGGUUCCACAGCUUAUCAGCAGCUCCUCCUCGCCAGCUCACACACCUAUCGAGCAGUCUGCGUCCCAGCCAAAAAAGCGCACUCGCACUUACGGGCGAGGUGUAGAGGAUCGAAAGAUCAGGAAAAAGGAGCAAAACAAGAACGCUGCCACACGAUAUCGCCAGAAAAAGAAACUUGAAAUGGAGAAUGUGCUGGGCGAGGAGCAUGUGCUGUCUAAAGAAAACGAGCAGCUUCGUCGCACUCUGCAGGAGCGUCGCAACGAAAUGCGUUAUCUGCGCCAGCUAAUCCGAGAGUUCUACCAAGAACGCAAGCGCUAGGCUCUGUUGAAAUCAAUUUUAUGGUCGUUUGCAAAGUUAUUGUUAUAAUCAAACCUAAGCCUCUUCCAUACACUAAUCAUCAUCAUAAUGUUUCAAUGUAAUACUAUCAAUAACAAUCUCCGGGUUGCCCAAAAUCUACAAAUCACCAGAGUACGCAGCCUGUCCUUUGUCCUAAAUUUUUGGCACUAAUGACGAGUCUCUGAAUUCGGAAAUAUUUGUUGCCAGUGGUGACUAAAGGCGACCCUAUAUCCAAAGCAGCACGGUCCAUUGUAAAACACUUUAAUUGAAAAGCUCCUUGAUUUAUUUUUCUGCAAAUCGGACAGUGUUGCGGCUGCUGUGCUAUUUAAAAAAAAACAUAUUUUUAAUCUGGUAGCAUCCCUAAAGAUGUAAAUUUAUUUUAACUUUUCAAUUAUUUUUAUUCUUAUUCAACAUUGAUCAGUAAUAAAUCAAAAGGGUUUUUAAAAGUUA